Messenger RNA from Plectropomus leopardus (leopard coralgrouper), 3284 nucleotides. RefSeq lists its product as uncharacterized. NCBI's taxonomy places the organism in Eukaryota, Metazoa, Chordata, Actinopteri, Perciformes, Serranidae. The record is from RefSeq and is a predicted model, not a curated record. Gene Ontology annotation, biological process: regulation of gene expression. Gene Ontology annotation, cellular component: nucleus.
UUGAACGCCUCAUAGCUGAAAGCGAGGAAGUUUCUGCAGGCAGUUAUGGCUCCAAGAAAGUGUUUUUACCGCUGCACAGGAAAUGCCACCUUGUUUAGCUUCCCCACAGAGCCAAGCGUCCGGAAGAAGUGGAUCGACUUUGUGUUUGCCGGAAAACCACAAAAAUACGCCACGGUGUUCAUUUGUUCACGCCACUUUACGGACGACUGUUUCCUCAACAAGGCCAGGUAUGACACUGGGUUUGCGGUUAGGCUGACACUAAAGGAAGGCGCCUUUCCAUCGAUACAAGGCCUUCUGCAGGACCCCAUAGCUAGCACGUCAACACAUGUGCAUUCAAAGUACAUAAACAGGGCAUGCCAAGUGGACCCUGUGCUUACAGUGUGCCGUGAAACGCAGUGCUGCCCUCACAUGGCAUCUGUUGGGACACAGGUGUUCUGGCAUCCUUCAACAAAAUGUGCAGCCACACAGUUGUCCUAUAAUACACUGAAAGCACAUGUAAGAAGCAAAGGGACACAGGUUAUUGUGUCAUGCCUGUCUACCCAGCAAGACACAGGGCUUGAACUGUCUUCCACAUCAGCAAAGGGUUUGCCCCUUGCACCUUCAGGGAGUAGACCAGCAAAGAGACCCCGUCAUGAAGGAGAGGAGGAGGCGGUAGAGCCGCACGACUUUACAAACCAGCCUGGUGACUCUGUGACAGAGCCAUCUGAAAUUAGGCAUGCCAAGAGUCUUCCCAAACCUGCCGUAAUCGAUCCACAGAAUAAGGAUCAGCAAUCACUGUCUCAGCAGGUCCAACAGAAGGACAAAACUGCAGAAGAUGGAGAUAAGAGGACAGACGCACCAGGGGCAGCUCCUGAAGCCGGCAUGUGCUCCGUGGAGGGCUGUAAUUCGUGGCAUCGCUGUGUGCCACGAUUCAAGAUACCGGAGGAUCCAGAGAGGAGGCUGGAGUGGGUCCAGUUUAUUCUGAAAGUCAACGAUCAUGGAGUGAAAGAGUCCUCCUGGACGGAUAUCACCAUCUGUGGGGAUCAUUUCACAGAGGACUGUAUAAUAAGACUGACUGAGACCGGGACGGUCGAGCUGGAGUCCAGCGCUGUCCCAUCCUUGUGGAUCAAGUCGGAACCAGAAGAAGCUGAGCUGAAACAGGAGCCUGAAGAACCCGUGGAAAUUGCUCUUCAGUGUGAUCUACCUGAAAUAUGUGAGAAUCCAUCUUCCUCUUCUAAAGAAUCACAACAAACUGCAGCAGCUGCCCAAAAAAGCCCUGCGCCAUGUGAGGCUUCAGAGGAUUUCAUGUCUGAUUUUCUUCAGAUGCUGCAAAAAGUCGGCAACAUUUCCGUGAUCAGGAAAAAAGCUGCACUCCUGCGGAAGAAAAAGAAGUAUGUUGUGAAUGAAAAACGCCUCCUCCAGUUGUUCAGCCACAAGUGCCCGUUAUGUGGCUCGAAAGUAAAGACGGAGAAGGUCACCUAUGGGCUGCUACUCAUCUUGAACCAGCAGUGCAUCAAGUGCACGUACAGAAACCAGUGGAAGAGCCAAGUCAAUGCCAGCAACCCAGCAGCUGAAGAUGAACACCUGAGAGAAGCAGUAGAAGUCGACCUGACUCCAAAGACCCAACAGACAGGGUCAACAGAUGACAACUGCAGCACUGUCGCAGGCAUGUCUGAGAUUGACGCUGUAAUUGAUGAGAGGAGUGAUUCCAUGGAUGAAUCAGAGGAAUCAGGUGAUGAGGGUGACACGGCUUCAGACGGGGACUGGAAUCCAGAGGAGGAGAUUUCACUGGCUUGCGAGCUUUUGGAUGAAUCUGAAGAGGAAAGCGGUGAUGAAGGGGAAGAUAUUCCCGUCAGAUACAGUCAGCUCUGCGCAGAGUGUGGAAGGUUUUUUCAUCACCAGAAAACUCACACAUGUGAGUACAAAAUUAAACCCUAUUCUUGCAAUAUUUGUGGAAAAAGAUGUGUUAAUGAGAUCGCGAUGACCGCGCACAGCAGAAUCCACGACGAAAACUAUGAAUUUAAAUGCAAAUAUUGCCACACUACAUUCAAAACAAAGGCGGACAAAAUCACACACGAGCAGAUCCACGUAAAUGAGGAAAAACCCUAUAAAUGCCCCGACUGUUCAGAGAUGUUUGCCACAAAUAAACAGCGCAGAAUCCACCGGAAGGAUCACGGCGGCCCCCGACUGUUUACAUGCCACAUCUGUGGGAUGGAAUUCACACGUAAAAUUUCUAUUAAGAGGCACUUGCUUGUGCACACAGGGGUGAGGCAGCAUAAGUGUUCAGUGUGCGAUCGCGGCUUCAACCAGGCGAGCCACCUGAAAUCACACAUGCGUCUGCACACAGGAGAGAGACCUUUUAAGUGUCAGCACUGUGACAAAAGCUUCACUCACAACGUGAGCUUGAAGAGUCACGUCGAGCGUUAUCACUCAUCCAAUUCUAGACGUGGACAGAAGAAGGGUAAAAGACACAAAACUGUGAGCAGCGCUGCUGAUGCUGAGGAUAAUGGGAGCCAGAGAGAUGCAGACUCUGGGCUUCACACUGUGGAAAAACAUGAUAAAGAAGAAAAUGUGCGAACGGAGACAAAAGGAAAAAGUAAAACUAUUUACAAAAAACGUUACAGGAGCACAGGUAGACCCUUAGGAAGGCCCAAGAGAAACACAGCAGUUAAUGUGGUUCUGGCAGGGGAAAUGCAAGGCCAGCAUUCAAACACAAAGACUGCCAAAUCAAAGGCGCAGAAGUUAAAGAGAAGACGUGGCGGUGAUGAAGAAAGUGAGGACGAGCCGACCGAAAGCGAAAUGUCAUUCGACUCAGCAGAGGAGGAAGAGGAGGAUAGUGAGAAAAAAUCAUCGAGCACAAGCAGAUCAAGAGGAAGGGCAAAUAAUCCUGACAGUAACUCUGAUUUUAACCCAGAAAAAGAAAGGAAGAAAAAGAGAGGCAGCAGCCAGAACAGUGGUAUAAAAAAAAACAUGACAAACAAGAAAGAAUAGAGUAGAUGAAGACACUUCAAAAAUCUGAAAAUAUUGAGUUGAGCUCACAAUAGAAAUCAAAAGAGAAAUACAGUUCAGAGUGUCAGAUAGAACUGGAUGGUUUUAAUGAUAUAUUUUAACUACUGAACAUGAUAAACUAAACAUGCACACUGAGGGUGGGGACUUUUUCAGACUUCACUAGGAUACUUUAUAAUCCUGUUCAGUAACGAUCAAUCUAGAUAAAAUUUUAUUAUAGUGGGUUGAUGUUAAGUUUCUGCUUCCUUGUGUUGUGUUCAGUAAGUUCAUCUAAUUCCCACAUAUUUUCAUUGGCAAAA